AUGUCGUGGAAGUCGUCAGAGAGACUGAUGAACACCAUCCGGCAUUAUGCCAAGUUUCCCGCCACGGGUGUGAGCUUGCGCCAGAUGGUGCAGUUUGGCGACAAGCCAUCGACAGGCACCCUAUUCCGGGCUUCACAAUUCUUGGCCGAGGAGCUGCCAAUUCGCCUGGCGCAUCGCGUGCAGGAGCUAGAUGACUUGCCUGAUGGAUUAAAUGAAAUGCCGUCUGUCAUGAAAGUAAAGGAUUGGUAUGCGCAGUCGUUCGAGGAAAUCACACAGCUCCCUCGGCCGAAUUUGAGCAAAGAAGUCCGCGAUCGCCUCAUGAAACCUGGAAAGGGCAACGGGCGCCAAAUUCAACGACUCUCUGAGGCCACACCGAAUCCUUCCAUUGAUGAGGGUGAUUCCUCUGGUUGGGGCGGACUAACAAAUUCCAGCAAUGGCAACGGCAAGGCGAAGUCGCUGUCGAGAAGAUACUUCGCCACUGUCGAUGACACUGGCGAUUGGCCUGCUGACCUUCAGCUCUACAACCAAAGAUUUGCCCAGACUCUCCACACUAUCAAAAGGAGACAUGACGGAGUUGUUACCACAAUGGCCCAAGGCAUCUUGGAAUACAAGCGGCGGCGUCAGCGAAUGCAAAUCGACGGCACAAUACAAUCUUUCCUCGAUCGAUUCUACAUGUCUCGUAUCGGAAUCCGAAUGCUCAUCGGGCAACACAUCGCCCUCACUGAUCAAAGCCACCACCGCGACCCAACCUACGUGGGUGUAAUCUGCACAAAGACGAAUGUUAAAGACCUUGCUCAAGAAGCCAUCGAAAACGCGCGAUUCGUUUGUGAGGAUCACUACGGUCUGUUUGAGGCUCCUAGAAUUCAGUUGGUCUGCAAUCCGAAUCUAGACUUCAUGUAUGUUCCGGGCCAUUUAUCGCACAUGCUUUUCGAGACCCUCAAGAACUCUCUUCGUGCUGUGGUUGAGACACAUGGAAUGGAUAAGCAAGAAUUCCCUGUCACCAAAGUCAUUGUUGCCGAGGGCAAGGAGGACAUUACCAUCAAGAUUUCCGAUGAAGGUGGCGGCAUACCAAGAAGCGCUAUUCCACUGGUUUGGACCUACAUGUACACAACUGUCGAUCGCACGCCCAACUUGGACCCCGACUUUGAUAAGAGCGACUUCAAGGCGCCUAUGGCAGGCUUUGGUUACGGCCUACCAAUCUCAAGACUGUAUGCGAGAUAUUUUGGCGGCGACUUGAAGUUAAUUAGUAUGGAAGGCUACGGAACGGAUGACCGUCGAGAGGUCACGGAGCGAAGGCAAGUGGGCGAUGCCGAGGCGGUGGUAAAUGCGCCUCCAACGGAACUUUUCGAUAGACGAGAAGACCGCGAAGUCUAA
Pochonia chlamydosporia 170 is the source of this 1374-nucleotide messenger RNA. Its product is annotated as pyruvate dehydrogenase kinase. Gene Ontology annotation, molecular function: pyruvate dehydrogenase (acetyl-transferring) kinase activity. The coding region runs from base 1 to 1374 and encodes 457 amino acids. Gene Ontology annotation, cellular component: mitochondrion. Lineage: Eukaryota; Fungi; Ascomycota; Sordariomycetes; Hypocreales; Clavicipitaceae. The transcript is spliced from 5 exons. The record is from RefSeq and is a predicted model, not a curated record. Gene Ontology annotation, biological process: regulation of glucose metabolic process; protein phosphorylation.